AAUGAAAAUAUCGACGAUGGUUUUCUGCGCAUAAGAUUUUCGAGUAUAUAAUCGUCCACAAGUCCCAAUUCGGCUAAUUAAAAUAUCACAAUAUAAAGAUAAGAAGUACACUCACUGUACACUCAUACAUCAAUUACGAAAAUAGAAGUGACGCGUUUCCUAAAAAAAAUAGGGGAUUUACCUUCAGUGUCCGACUGUUAAGUGUUGCAAUGCAGAAUACCGCAGACCUUUUUAGACACGAAAGAAGUAGCAAGUAUAGUCAGUGUGCAUGAUGCAAAUGGAAAAGGACAAUUAUUUACGUUUGAGGGAGACAUCAAAUCACUCGAUAUGUGUCAUUUGGCUAGCACUGUUUCUGGUACUAAAUGGUAUCAUGUUGAGUAUGGGUAUCAUAAAAAUACACGACUGUCCAAUACAACCCAAAAUACCAUUAUACAUGAUAGUAGCUGGUGUGAUUGGUAUUGUAUCUAAAUUGUUACCAAUAAUUAACCGAAAACUUCACUGGCGCAUAAUUGAUGUGCUGGUAUCAGUUACAUACUUAAUUGAUUUUAUUUGGGUUAUAUUAGGAUCCGUGUGGAUCUACAGCAUAUUCAAACCCAAUUUCAACCCACACGGAGGACUAUAUUGCGACGAGACUACUUACUUAAUGGCUUUCGCAUUGGUGACACUUCAUUGGAUAUUUUUAGCUGUAUUUUUAGUCAUAGCACUCUGCUGUUGCUGCUGUGCCUGCUUUAGCCCUGAAAAACUAUAACAGUUUCUAACGCUAUCGAUCCCUCAGUACUCAGAUAUAUUAAGUGGUAUUACAACUUAUAAAGUAUGACAUUGCUUCUGAAUUUUAUUGUACGUAUCUACUCUAUAAAAAAACUAGAUAAACCAAUCAUUCAAAGGUUUCUGGCGGAAAAACAAGCCCGGAUUUACUAAAUUAAACAACAUUUCGAUUGAAAUGCAUGGUUAUGGUUAAUUUAAUCGUGAUGUGGUUGUGUUCAAUUAUAUUUGCAUUUGUAAAACAAAUGUAAGGACAAUGAGAUUGGUAGUCUCAGUAUCAUAAUCCUGAAAUGUUUUUAAAUUCCAUCUUUCUCACACAAAAUAUCCUAUAAAGCUGAGCCAUAAUCGUAAACACACCCCUCGUGUAAUAUAAGUGAAUGUAUGUAUAAUUGAAUUUUUAUUAAUUUGUCUAAGUACCCACACAUGUUUGUAACACCACUGCAUGGCAUUUACGCCUGGAUAUUCGCAUUAUUUUAUAUGUUAAUGGCCAUCGCAUUUUAGGAAUUGUAUGCUUUUAUUUUAAUUAGUCCUCGACAAUUAUUUUGCAAAUAUUCUAAGUUUAGAGACUGCAAAGUUUUUAUAAAUUUAUUUUGAUACAAAUAAAAUUGAUGCUUGAUUUAAAA
This is a messenger RNA of Photinus pyralis (common eastern firefly), 1385 nucleotides long. Its product is annotated as transmembrane protein 272-like. Bases 269 to 748 code for a protein of 159 amino acids. The record is from RefSeq and is a predicted model, not a curated record. The transcript has 4 exons. NCBI's taxonomy places the organism in Eukaryota, Metazoa, Arthropoda, Insecta, Coleoptera, Lampyridae.